GGGAACACUUGACACGUUGCAAAGCUACAGCACAGGUAUUUAACUAAUCCUCUUGUCAGCGCAAUAUAUAAUUAAAACGUAUACUUACAAAGCCCCUCCUUCCAUGCACGGUAUGUGAAGUACGGCCUUUCCAUUGUGCGUCGUUCCCGUGCCAUCCCGUCCCUUCCCAUCUUCCGUCUCUCUCCAGCUACCUGCCCUGGGAGGGGGAGCUGGAGCAGCUGUAUGUCGUCCUCCAAGCUUGGCUUCCUGCUGGCUCUCGGUACCCGGUCGCUGUUGCGGCUGCCGUACCUGGUGGAGGAAGGGGAGAAGCGCCGCCCGGCUCUGCGCACUGUGAUAGCAAGGCCGCCAGGCCAGUGGGACGAGGAACACCCCGACUUCCAAGACUGGCUGGCCAGGCAAACCCUGCCGAGGUCAGUGCCCGGCCAGGAGGCGGCUUGGGAGCCUUGGGAAGACGUGCCUGCGCCGGGGAAAGCUCCGCGCUGGGGCCGGAGGCUUCUGCCCCCCCCCCCCGCCGCCACUGAUUUGGGGCUUCGUGGGCUUUGCGACGGCCAGGUCGAACGGAUUGUUGCGCCGUUUGUGUUGUCACCGGUAGUCCAUAGCUUGCUACGUUGGCCUGUUAAGAGGUUCUCGGUGACACGAAGCACUGUUUGGGUCGGGUAGCGUUGCAUGUGGCAAGCAGCGCCUGCAUGUGGCUUGUCAAAGCAGAGGACCUGCAACAGGGGCCCGUGUCUUUGCUAUGUUGUAAACUAUUCGUGCAGGGUACUUACCGGUACGCGUUUAGGACUCCCCACGUCUCCUCAAGUAUCCCCGUAUUAAAGCGGCGGCGCAAUGUAAUACUGGGCGUUUUG
Molecule: messenger RNA, 848 nt
Organism: Astrephomene gubernaculifera
Lineage: Eukaryota; Viridiplantae; Chlorophyta; Chlorophyceae; Chlamydomonadales; Astrephomenaceae
Source: the annotation of a GenBank genome assembly